GAUUCAUUCAUUUAUCCAUUCCUUCCCUCCUCAUUCAUCUUUCCUUAUCCUAUACUACUAUCGUAUCUACUACUGCAAACCGCUGCAAGACACAUCCAUUGAAUGUCGUGCUCAGAUCAUUUUCUGUCCCUUGCCGCGCCCCUUUUCGAUCCUCGCCCACCAAUCACAGCCGCCCGUUGCGAUCGAUUCUUAUUCUUGGGCCAUCGACAUCAUUUCUCAAGCCUCCCACCACGACGUCUCCUCUCCCCUCGUCCAUCACGGCUUCUCCACCACCCACUCACGCCGCUCGGCUCCCUCGGUCGUCGUCGUCCUCGAAAACGACGUCUUUCGCGCCACCACCGGAUCCUUCACUACCAUCGCCCCAGGUUAAAGCGGCUGCUCCUCAUUCCCCACGAGGCCGCCGCGUCCGGUGCCGUUCCUUCGAGUCCCAUCAUCCCGCAGCACUUGCAUCGGCCGAUCGGGUCGCCGCAGAGAGCUCCCCCCAAGCUCGAUUAUCGUACCGACGAAAGAGUUCCUGGAUACCCCCGGCGAUCUUGCGUCCGCCGUCGGUUCGACUCGCGAAUCCCGUCAAUUACGUCCCUCGCAUCACCCCGGUCACAGUUCCCCAUUUGCAGCAGUUAUCGGACGAGAACCUUCCGCUCGAAGCGCAACGAGACGCCUAUCCUCUCCUGACCAUUCCCGAACGGCGUCGUAGUCGACCGACCCCAUCUCCGAACAGUCUGGUGGUGGAGCGCAGCCAGGGGGAAACGGA
Messenger RNA from Aspergillus sclerotioniger CBS 115572, 751 nucleotides. RefSeq lists its product as uncharacterized. The record is from RefSeq and is a predicted model, not a curated record. The coding region runs from base 103 to 672 and encodes 189 amino acids. Lineage: Eukaryota; Fungi; Ascomycota; Eurotiomycetes; Eurotiales; Aspergillaceae. The transcript has a single exon.